Prorocentrum cordatum is the source of this 347-nucleotide messenger RNA. The record is from the annotation of a GenBank genome assembly. NCBI's taxonomy places the organism in Eukaryota, Dinophyceae, Prorocentrales, Prorocentraceae.
GCCGUGGCGGAGCUUCGCCCGCCAGCUUUCACAGCGCAGGUGGCGGGUGCGGAGGCGGAUGCGCUCGCCGGCGCCAUUCCGAGGCGCGCGGACUGUUCCUACACGUUCUGCUACUGCGAGGAGAACGUUUGGCGGCUGUGCGCGCUCGCAUGCAUUCGAGACGCGGCCUCCUACGCGGUAUUCAUCUCCAACGAGAUGGGUCAGGUGCAGCUGUGGCAGCAACGCGUGGGAUCCCCCGAUGCAGGGAGGGUCAUCUGGGACUACCACGUGAUCUGCGUCAGUGACUGCGGGGCCGACGGCGGCGGGGACCAUCCACGACGCUACCGGGUCUUCGAUCUAGACUCGAG